AAAACUGCUGAUCUGUAAUUAGCUCCUUUGCAGAUUUCCACUCUGGAUUACUCAGAGUUUUGAGUAAUUGUGUAAAAAGCACAAAGGGUGUUAAACCUCAGUGUAAAUCUCAGUGCGCCGUUAAACAUCAGACAUAUAUUGACUCACACGCAAUAUAAAAGGAAGUAAAAGUGAACAGGGGAGCCAACUAAAACAGCCGGAGUUACCAUGGCAACGGGACGGAUAAUAACGUCACUUCCGCACAUGCGUCAAGCUCCAAUCGCGUAUGCGCAUUCUACAGGCAAAUCGACGACGAAAAGGCAGCGGGUGUGGAGAGAACGGAUCGGGGGGACACAACGCAGUUUCGCGAGACGCUCGCUUGGUGGCGCUAGAGGUGGUGACGCCCGGCGUCUUCUGUAAACGCCGUCGUUUGUAUAACGCGAAGAAGGAAAAGUCGGCUUCGAAACGAGAGUUUUCCGGACUCUGACUGUGCGCUAUGAGGGGAAGCUGAUGCCAUGUGUUUGUGCAAGGAGCGUGUGGGGUGUUGCAGAGUGAAACUUCGUCAUGGAGGCAACCCCUACUGAAACCACCCGCACUUCUGCAUAGUGGCCAGCGUCGCUGAGAGAUUCAACAGAAAUGAGAAGACGACGGGAGAUGGUACGAGCGAGGCUUUAUGCGAAAGGCCGAAGUUUUGAAAGCAACAUCAGGAUCCACGUGGCAGUGGACAGCAGACAGCAGCGCCACGACGUGGACAUCUAGUGAAGCUCCCGUCAGCCUGCGCUUAAUUUACGACCGGCUCCGAGAUGAACCUGAUCAACAUGGACGCGGAGAACCGCGUGGUCCUGAACGUGGGAGGGAUCAGACACGAGACGUACAAGGCGACUCUCAAGAAGAUCCCAGCCACGCGUCUGUCGCGGCUGACAGAGGCUCUCGCCAAUUACGACCCAAUCCUCAACGAGUAUUUCUUCGAUCGCCACCCCGGCGUCUUCGCCCAAGUCCUCAACUACUACCGGACGGGGAAGUUGCAUUACCCAACUGAUGUGUGCGGGCCACUGUUUGAGGAGGAGCUAGAGUUUUGGGGUUUGGACGCAAACCAAGUGGAGCCCUGCUGUUGGAUGACAUACACUCAGCAUCGAGACACACAGGAGACGCUGGCGGUUUUGGACAGACUGGAUCUAGACACGGACAAGCCGAGCGACGAGGAACUGGCGCGGAAGUUUGGGUUUGAGGAGGAUUACUUCUCGGGCACCCUGUCAUGGUGGCAGCACAUCAAACCAAAGAUGUGGUCCCUCUUUGACGAGCCCUAUUCUUCCAACGCCGCCAAGAUCAUAGGCGUGAUCUCCGUUUUCUUCAUCUGCGUGUCCAUCCUGUCGUUCUGCCUGAAGACUCACCCGGACAUGCGCGUUCCCGUCAUCAGGAACAUCACAGUCAACACCUCGUACAACACUUCGGCGUGGACACUGGACAAGACGCAGACCAACGCCCACGAGGCCUUCUUCUACAUCGAGUGCGUCUGCAACGCCUGGUUCACGCUCGAGUUCUUCAUCCGGUUCAUCGCGACGCCCAACAAGUGGGAAUUCAUCAAGGCGUCCGUCAACAUCAUCGACUCUGUCGCCACUCUCAGCUUCUACAUAGAUCUGGUGCUUCAGAAGUUCGCAUCCCACCUGGAAAACGCGGACAUCCUCGAGUUCUUCUCCAUAAUUCGCAUCAUGCGAUUGUUUAAACUAACCCGUCACUCAUCGGGGCUCAAGAUCCUCAUCCAGACGUUCCGGGCAUCCGCCAAAGAACUCACCCUGCUCGUCUUCUUCCUCGUCCUCGGCAUCGUCAUCUUCGCCAGUCUGGUUUACUACGCGGAGCGGAUCCAGGCGAAUCCUCACAACGAUUUCAACAGCAUCCCUCUCGGCUUGUGGUGGGCGCUGGUCACUAUGACCACUGUGGGAUACGGGGACAUGGCCCCCAAGACGUAUGUGGGGAUGUUUGUGGGCGCCCUCUGCGCCCUUGCCGGGGUGCUGACCAUCGCGUUGCCAGUGCCGGUCAUUGUGUCAAACUUCGCGAUGUAUUACUCCCACACGCAGGCGCGAGCAAAGUUGCCCAAAAAGCGACGGAGGGUUUUACCGGUGGAGCAGCCACGAGGGCCAAGGCUCCCUGGGGCCUCGGGACAAGGGGGUCCUCAGGGAUGUGGAACAGGGGGGCCCGGGGGUGUCAUGCCCGCGGGGUGUGGCCCUCCCGGUGGUGUGCAGAACAGACGCAUGAACGCCAUCAAACAGAACCAUCCAAAAGAUAUGAUGGGUCAGAAGAUAGUUGGACUGGGAAUGAGUAUGACGAUGACCCUCAACCCAAAUGGAGUAGGACUCGAAACAGCACUGAACAAAAUGGCGUCUGCCAAUCAGCUAGAGCCUUCCAUAACCGACUCCGCCCCGACUUCGAGCAGCAUUAAAUAUCAGCUGUAGUUUGUGCAGUGGCAAUGUUCAAAAUGAAGACGAAACACCAAUAACAUAGCAGAUAAAUAAUAAUCACAACAGUUGUAGGAUAGUACAACACUGAAUCACAAUUGUUAACGCGGUUUUUUACCGACAGAUGGCUUCACCACGCCAUCAGGACGUUACAGAGAGUGAGCCAGAAUUUAUUCAGUUUUGUAUUUUAAAAUAAAUACAGGAUAAAAACUUUGUACAUAAGCAGGAAUUAGAGACUGCAGUUGUCGUUUUACUAAGUUAUAAACUGUAACAUAAAAGACUAAUUAACUUAUCUUCAGAGUCGGGUUAUAUACAUAUUAUAUAUAUAUACACAUACAUGAAUAUAUGAAAACUCUUUUCGUAUCUUUACACCAUCCACAAAACACUAAAACACAAAAUACAAGCAUACGCGAAUCACCUAUUAAGUAUAGUCCACAACACACAGUUCGAAUCGAGCAGUUAACUAUGAAAUCAUGUUAUAAAACAAUAUAUGAAAAUAUUGAUAAUUAUUAUUGUGAAGGCAAGCUAAACUCCUUGGAAUUCGGGACUGUUAUUCUUUUGUUAAUUGUACAACAAAUUACAGAGACGAGCAAAAAAUAAUGUCACGCUAUUGCAUCGGGAAAAUAUUAAAGGAACACAAAUUUGUCAAAUGUAUUAUUAACAACAUUGUAGAAAAGAAACCAUACAUAUUUUUUAUGAUCCCUGGGCAAUAAUUACGAACGUAUCUUUAAACAAUAGCUUUUUUUUAUUAUUUAUUUUGAUUUUUAUCUCAUUGUAGAUGUGUAUCAAAAUUUUAUAUAAGUUUAUGCCAAUCGUAGAUCUGAUCUGAUAUGUUGAAACUAAUCACAAGUAACAAACACUUUAAGCGUGCUUAAAUUGGUUUAAGUAAGUUUGUAAUAACUAUGUAUAAGAAAGAUUAAUAACAGAUAUUUGAAGAAAUAACACAAAGAGACGCACAAUUUGCUGUCUUAGCUCGUAUUAAGAGAGAGCUUUCGAGAAGUUUGUUUGGUUAUCUGCUAUUCAAAUCUCCCCUCAGUCUGCAGACAAAAGACAGGAUUAUGGGCAAGGAAGAAACAAUAUCUCGGAACUGAUAUCGACGCAUUAAUGUUUUUGUUUACUUAAGAAAUAAAUAUAUAUCAAUGAACACUUAAAAAACAUUGUCUAAAUAAUAAUAAUAAAUAACUCUUUUUGUAAACCUGCAUUAAAAUACGCCCCCGUUAGAAUUGUAAGUGGGCAAAAAUAACUUACGAAAAUUAUUAUUUCUGUUUAUUAUUUUAACCAAAUUAAAACUUUGAGCAGACUCCGUAAGCGAAAUACUGAGUAACAGACGUAGUAAACAAGGUGGUAUUCGUAGUAACCACUAAUCUGUAAAGAGUUAAAUUAUUGUCUGUUGAGGCUAAAGAUUUGCGACCGAAAUGUUAGAAAGAAUAAAUAUAAAUCCAUCAUAAAUUAAAUUAACGUUACAAAAUUGAAUAGGCACAGACACUGUCUUUAAAUUAACCACAAAUAAAAAAAUUACAACAUUCGACUACUUAAAAUACGAUGUUUAUUACUGCAUGUGAUUUCUAGCUGGGGCUGUGCUUCGAUUCUGGAGGCUCGUGAAUUAAAGAGGAACAGCUGAGACCUUCGUGUUGAUCUUCAAUUACUCAGAGUAAAUGCUGUGAGCCACGAAUUCACUAUUCAUAAGACAGACAGUCACUAAUGCUACGAGUCCUUCCACAUGACAAUGAUCCGCUACACAAUGCGAUUUCUUCAAUGUUUGUAUUUGUUACCACGAAGUCAUAAAUUUUCUUUUUCGGCUGUACUCUCAAUGUUACAGACGACAAAACCAUGAAAUUAUUUGCUUUUAUCGUCAAACUUUGAAGCGGGGAGUUCUUUCUUAUGUUCUUCAUUCAUCUUCUGCGGUAACCCGUCCUGUCUAAUGCCUUUCCAGGAUCGUUUCUAUUUAAAGUUUAAUCUUUUGUUCUAUGGCAAUGUAUAAAACCCAAGAGACGUCAUAGGUACAUAACAUUUCCUUAACAGGUUUUCUGACGAAACAAAAAUUCAGUCUAGAAAUGCCAGUACUUUUAAACGAGAUAUAUCGUGCUUAACAUAGAAAGGUUUGAUUCAUUGCGAAUGUGCAACUGAUCCUUAUUUCUACGACUAUGUUUCAGUCGCACAGGUUAUAUGGCGUGAAAUUUAACAAAAGUGCUUAAAUGUCUGGAACGAGCAGUCUCAUAGGCAAGGCCUGUUACAAAGCAGUCUUAACAGAAUUAGAAAAAAACCACGAAACAUUUCAGUCAAUAUAAUCGGUCGCAUCCUAAAAAAACAUUCAAAAACGCUAGCCUUAUAUGAACAUUUCAACCGGCGAUCAACAAAGUCCAAAAUAAAUAAAUUAAAAAUACGUAAAGUUUUAGUGACCAAAAAAAUACAUGUGUGCGUAUAUUUAAUAUUUUUUUUAGUAAGUAGUGUCUAGAUUCGUGUUAUCUACGUUCAAAAAAAUAAACUUCUGUAAAAUGAAAAUUUACUAAACGUUUAUUACUAGCGUAAACAAACAAAACUUCUCAUAAAGUUCGUGCUGCUAAUCCAAAAUACUACUUCAAAGUAAAUCAAAUCGACCAAUUGAUUAUAUGGUCUUGUGUCAAAACAUCUUCUUUAUUAACCAAACAAAAUGAGUAAAAUGAAAAAGUCUGAAAAUUUCAUAGGUCUAAAGUCGAAGUUAAAGUUACGUCUUCUGGCAAAUGGGACAAGCUAAGUAAUAUUGCAAUAUUUAAUCUAUUUAAGCAAGAUGUGCGUCUCUUUUAAAAGAUCAUUUUAGAACGAUGCUUAUUAUAAAAUACUGAAAUAAAUAACUGUGAAUUCUGAAGAAGGUAGAAAGUGGUGGAAUGACACGGUAUGUUUAUAAACAUGGCUGCCUUUACACAGACGAGUGUUUCGUUAGUGGAGUGAUUUAAUUACGGGACCAAAACAACACAAAUCAGCACUAAAAUAUUUUCAUGGCGAUCUGCAUCGAUAUGCAAUUGCUCCAUCGCCGAACUUAUGUUCUUUGGGCUGAUAAGCGAAGAGCGACGUCAUGGAAACGUGUCCUCUGUUAGGCCACGUUGAAGCGCCUCAUUUCGCAAAGAGAGAGAGAUUGCAGGGUCUUAUCUCCAAAAAUACUUAUGUGACGCACGGCUAGGGUAUUUUGUUUUGGCAAUGUUCCACUUUGCAACAUGUGUCCCAAAUUAUAAUGUAAAAAAAAACGCGUAUCUUUAUAUUGAAACUUCGUCAUUUCAUUUUACGAUUACCCUGUGUUUUAUUCGAACUUUCUGCGAUGAAAUAAAUAUUGACUUUUAUUGGAAAUAUUGAUUUAUACUGCAGCAGUGUUACUUAAAACAUCAAAUUCAACGUUUCAUGGUGUUUUACAUUCCAAUGUUGGUUAAAGUCGGAUAACAAAAAGGGACGCUUCUGAGCACGUGACUGGUGGGGGAAUCCCCACGCAGCCAAGUGGGGAUUCCCAAAUCUGGCGUCAGUAAUGCCAUUCGCAAUUAUCAAAGUUUUAGUUCCUGGUGAACGCAACAGAACUGUUAGGUUGUGCGUACAUUUCUUAAAUUGUUUAUUACACUCAAGGCUCUAACUCGUGUGGUCCUUUCUCCGAGAAAAAAAAUAAAGUAUUUUUACCAGAUACGAUUAUAUUCAAUUAUGACCCUUAUGUGU
Molecule: messenger RNA, 6107 nt
Organism: Zootermopsis nevadensis
Lineage: Eukaryota; Metazoa; Arthropoda; Insecta; Blattodea; Termopsidae
Product: potassium voltage-gated channel protein Shaw
Biological process (GO): protein homooligomerization; action potential; potassium ion transmembrane transport
Cellular component (GO): postsynaptic membrane; dendrite membrane; axon terminus
Molecular function (GO): delayed rectifier potassium channel activity; protein binding
Source: RefSeq, a predicted model, not a curated record